UGCUGCAUUGUGAGUAGUUUUUAUUCCAUUCUCGGCCGAGCCGGUGUGGGGGCCAUAGGUCGGAUCACUCUCAUUCUUUUCUUUCAAUAAGUCUCUUCUUCUUACCCUAAUAAUAUUUGCCUUUUGGUGAUCGAAAGAGGGUUAAAUAAGAACUGUUGGAAGGAAUCUUCGCGGGUAUCGGUGAAACAGUUUUAAAUUUGGUGCGCAGUUUCCCGGGAGUGAAGUUUCUACGGUAUCCGCCGGUUCAAGUUUAAUUGCUGAAAAAGUACCACAACCAUGGUGUGUAAAUCCACGGACGAGGACAUGUUCGGGCCCGAGAUCCCCGAAGCCCCCGAGAUGCCCCGGGACGUCCCGGCGAAGAGGCCCGAGAUCAAGGUGUCCAAGAGGAAAUACGAGAUCGUAUGGUUCAAUGUGGCCACCUUCACGUACGCGCAUCUUGCGGCGCUGUAUGGACUGUAUCUGGGUCUGACUGCUGCUAAAUGGGAGACGAUUAUCUUCUCGGUGAUCCUCUACUCGAUGGCCAUGAUCGGCGUGACGGCGGGCGCGCACCGGCUGUGGUCCCACAAGGCGUUCAAGGCGAAGCUGCCGCUGCAGAUCAUACUCAUGCUCUUCAACUCUGUUGCCUUCCAGUAUACCGCGUACCAUUGGGUCAGGGAACACAGACUGCACCACAAAUACAGCGACACCGACGCGGACCCUAUCAACGCUCACCGCGGCUUCUUCUACGCGCACGUGGGCUGGCUUCUUGUGCGGAAACACCCUGAUGUCAAGAAGGCUGGACCGACUAUUGACAUGUCGGAUCUGGAUGCCAACCCGGUGGUCAAGUUUCAGAAAGAUUACGCCAUACCAUUCUGCGGCACAAUCUGCUUCCUGCUACCCACCCUCAUCCCGGUGUACUGCUGGGGCGAGUCUCUCAAUGUGGCCUGGCACGUGGCGGUGUUCCGCUAUAUAGCCAACCUGAACGUCAUGUUCCUCGUCAACAGCGCUGCCCAUCUCUGGGGCUACCGGCCUUACGACCACACCAUGCUACCAGCUGAAAACCUUAGUGUGGCAUUGGCUUCGUUCGGAGAAGGAUUCCACAAUUACCACCACACUUUCCCCUGGGACUACAAAGCGGCUGAAUUCGGCAACAAUAGAUUAAACUUCACGACGGCUUUCAUUGACUUCUUCGCGAAGAUCGGCUGGGCGUAUGACCUGAAGUCCGUGUCGGAUGAGAUGAUCGAGGCGAGGAAGAAGCGAACGGGUGGUGGUCCUAACUUCCCGUGGAUGGAACAUGGUGAAAAGAUCACGGAACACGCGAAAGAUAGAUGAGUUGAUGAAACAGUUGUUAUUGUUAGUAGUAUUAUUGGUCGGUUUAUAUUUGUUGUGUAAUACCAAGGUAUUGGCAUAAAUAGAGCAUAAUGUGUUAGCCUGCUUGUUUCGUGUACUCUAGUUAUGUUGCGUAAAGACGCUAUUUCAGUGGUACUUAGGCGUAUGUAUUGUUUUAUUUCAUGUUUAGUUUGCACUAUUAUGCAAGAUCAUAAUAGAUAGAUUCCUUUCUAUUAUUAUGUUUCCUAUUAAGUUUCGUAUUAUUAUUGAGAACCAAAAGGAAAUCUGAUAUACUUGGUUAUUAUUUUAUUCUACCUACACAUUUAUUUAUUUCAAAUCAGGGUGCGAGGUUUUGGAAAAUAAAUGAGUAUUUUUAUUAUUAUUAC
Molecule: messenger RNA, 1694 nt
Organism: Plutella xylostella (diamondback moth)
Lineage: Eukaryota; Metazoa; Arthropoda; Insecta; Lepidoptera; Plutellidae
Product: acyl-CoA Delta(11) desaturase
Biological process (GO): unsaturated fatty acid biosynthetic process
Cellular component (GO): endoplasmic reticulum membrane
Molecular function (GO): stearoyl-CoA 9-desaturase activity; iron ion binding
Source: RefSeq, a predicted model, not a curated record